UCUCUCUCUCUCUCUCAUUGUUACAUUAUUGCAGAUAAAUACACUACAUUAUAAAAAUAAUAUUCUUUGGGAAGAACUGUGUUGAUAUAAUUUUAAGUAAAAUGACGGCACCAGAGGCAAUGCAAGUUAGUUCAUUGCCUUUACCACCUUUACAAUACAUCAAUUUAUAUACAGAUGAAAAUAUUCAUCGUGGAAGGGCACCUAAACCUCCACCUCCAGUUCAUGAUAGUUAUUCCAUGUUUGGCAAUGUAUUUAAUGCCGAUGAUAGUAUCAUCAGACCCUUAGAAGCUCAAGGAAUCAAAAGAUUAUAUCCUCAACACUUCGAUCGGCGACGUGAAUUGAAAAAACUUAACCAUUCUUUGUUGGUUAACUUUUUAGAUUUGAUUGAUUUAUUAGUGGAAAGUCCUGACAGUCCAAGACGUGCCGAAAAAGUAGAAGAUUUAAGUUUACUAUUCAUACAUAUUCAUCAUCUUUUAAACGAGUUCAGACCACAUCAAGCAAGAGAAACUUUAAGAGUUAUGAUGGAAUUACAGCGUAGACAGCGAUUAGAAACAACAUUAAGAUUUCAAAAACAUCUUGAAAAAGUUCAACAGAUACUACAGCAUGCCUUACAAAUGCUUCCGGAUACUUCAGAAUUAGAUUCCAAGCUUGCAAUUAAUAUUGAUGCAAUGGAAUCUAUCGAUACCUUAGGUUCUGAGCAACAAAAUAUGGAUACAUGUAGUCAAAGUGAUCGUAUUAUGUGUAAGACGAUAGAUGAUAUGAUAGCGUCAAAUAAUUUAUUCUAGGAUAUAAAUGUAGUGUUGUUAUUUUUUAAAAUAAUUGUAUUAUAUUAUUCAUAUA
Molecule: messenger RNA, 840 nt
Organism: Polistes dominula (European paper wasp)
Lineage: Eukaryota; Metazoa; Arthropoda; Insecta; Hymenoptera; Vespidae
Gene: MED7
Product: mediator complex subunit 7
Biological process (GO): regulation of transcription by RNA polymerase II
Cellular component (GO): mediator complex; core mediator complex
Molecular function (GO): transcription coregulator activity
Source: RefSeq, a predicted model, not a curated record